Molecule: messenger RNA, 1833 nt
Organism: Alternaria burnsii
Lineage: Eukaryota; Fungi; Ascomycota; Dothideomycetes; Pleosporales; Pleosporaceae
Exons: 4
Coding region: 1-1833 (610 amino acids)
Source: RefSeq, a predicted model, not a curated record
AUGCCCAAGCGUAUACGGAUCACCACCCCUCCACCUGAGCUAGCGAAGGCGUCAAGUACGUCACAGCUAGAGACACCCAAGCGAGCUGCCAUAUUCGCUGUGCAGCUGUAUUGCCAACAACACGAGUUACCAUGCAGUUAUGAGCGUAUCUCCACUGUAUUUGGCAUACCCAAAAGUACUGUAGGUGACGUACUUGCAUCAGGGAGAUGCCGGAGGCUCCAAAACUCGGAUUCAAUCGAAACUCGGGGAGCCAACCCACAAACCAAGCGAACGAGGAAGAGAGAGCUUGUAGAAGUCAGUCCCAACGAAUCGCCUGAACCAAAGCUAGCGAAAAGACUCAGGCGCGACCGAGAGAACGCGAUUGUACGACUAGAGUCCGUGGUUCUACAACAUGCUGACCCUUUCUCGCUCAAGGAGGUGUUAACGCUACAGCUAAAGUAUGUAACGUACCCCAAACCGUCGUACAGCUUCGACCUGGAAGAUAUCAAAACAGGAAAGCAUAUCCAAACGGCCGCCAGAUAUAAGGAGCGAUAUGAUGGCAAGCCAGCCGAGAAAUUCCCGAAUUGGCCCUACGUAGUAUCCCAAGUUACAGCAGAGCUCGUCAAGAAGUAUAGCCUCGAAUCUAUCAAGCGUGACGAGGACAUUUUCGACCUGGUGGUCUCGAACGACUUUACUGGAUAUGGGUUGCAGGAGGUCAUAGAGAAUCAGCUCACAGCCAUCAACUCACUCAUGGCUAAGCGAGACGUUCCAGCCGAUGAGCUUGCUGUUGGACUCUGGGUACGCUUGUCAGCUUUCGCCCACUGGGCUCAAUCGCAACAACUAGCGCCUUGGUUCAUGAUGGAUGAUGGUCAACGCUGGCAGGACACUGUCGCAAUGAUUGGUAUCGCAAUUUUAGCCACGCUAAACGCUCUCGACCGGGCAAAGCUACUCAUGGAGCACUCCCCGGUCAGGGACCUGGGUCUGGUUCUCGCACUUCUUGGAGACUUCAUUUGCGAUUGUCUGGAUCAAGCCACGACCGUCCCAUAUCUAUCAUCGAACCCACGAGAAAUCUGCUGGCCGUACAAGAUUGUCUCCUACGCCAAGGCGAGCGGUAUCAAGAUCGAAGGCGUUCGCGGCAUCGAAGAGAGAUUUGUACAAAGAUUCGAUGACGUGGAUGAGGCGAACUAUUGGAAGAGAAAAGAUGGAUACGCCGAAAGCUUUAGUACAGUUCCAAAGGUUAGUCGGUUUUCCCUAGUUGGAUUUGAGCCUGCGGAGAAACUCCGCUACGACUCCGCCAAUCUCCGUGGACCCACAAUGAGCUCUCGGGAUACGCCCGCACCGUAUCACAACCUGAUAAUCUUUCGCUGUGGCCGUCAGCCGCAUCAUCUUGAAGAAGCUUUGCUUCGAUCGAUUCAAUACACUCGCUUCUUUCUACAAUCACUCAUACCACCUUCACGAGCCCACCACAAUGACAGUGGUACAUAUCGUAUGAUAGUUCUCUUCAAAUUCAAGCCGACUGUUUCAUUGGCACACAAGAACACCUUCGUUACACAACUCAAGGCGCUCAAAAAGCUUUCCUGCGUCCUGGACAAUAGAUUGAUCGUGGGGGGUCCAUCUAUAACUCAACCUAUCGACAAAAGCAAAGGCUAUGAGUUUGCUUUGUUGAGCUUUCAUCAAGACCGUAAAGCUUUAGAAGAGUAUCAGGCAAGCUCAGAGCAUAAGCGAGUUACUAGUGAAUAUUUGUGGCCGUAUAAGGAGGACGUUACCCGAUUUGACUUUGAGGUCACUAAAGAUGAUGAAUACAUGUGCCAGUUCGUCGCGAAAGGCUUGAUGGAAGAAGAUAGCAGCUCUUAG